Molecule: messenger RNA, 1758 nt
Organism: Colletotrichum abscissum
Lineage: Eukaryota; Fungi; Ascomycota; Sordariomycetes; Glomerellales; Glomerellaceae
Exons: 4
Coding region: 1-1758 (585 amino acids)
Biological process (GO): regulation of DNA-templated transcription
Molecular function (GO): zinc ion binding; DNA-binding transcription factor activity, RNA polymerase II-specific
Source: RefSeq, a predicted model, not a curated record
AUGACACGGAAGGGCCAGCCAAAGUCGGAUGACUUCCGGCCGGUCUCCGGAUUGUCUCCGGGGCUGGAGUUUUCAACCGGGGCCGGCUGCCGAGACGAGACUGGACGAGCGGCCCCGUCUCCGGUUGCGUCACGCAAGGUAAAGUGCGAUGAAGCAAAACCGGCGUGCGCGCGCUGCACCAGCACCGGCCGCAAAUGCGAGGGCUACGCCGUCGUCGUCCCCAGCAACCGGGCCAUCGCCCGCGCCCGCUCGCGCACUACGAGGCUGAGAGACGCGCUCGCGCAGGCCAGGGCGGGCUGGGAAUUCGAAUCGGACCAGGCCACCGUGGAGUACUUUGCCCGGGACGUCGCCCCCAACCUGCCGCAGAACUUUGAAAACAAGUUCUGGUCCGACCUCGUGCCGCGCCUGACAAUCCAAUCCCCGGCAGCUAUGACGCCAGGCAUCUCGAGCAUACCAGAGCUCGCAGAACCAGACCGGCAAGACACCCUCACGCCGACGAACCCCUUCACAUCACCCCAAAGCCAAGCCGGCGGCGACGACCCCGACGACGACAUGACGCAGCCAAACGACGUGGACGUCGUCCUCUCCUGCUGCAUCCUCUUCAUCGCCACGGAAUUCCUCCGCAAGAGCUUCGACGCCGCCAUGCAGCACCUCGCCAGCGGCAUCAACAUCCUCAAUAACGUAGACUACGACGAGCUGGAACAAGACACCCUCGACGAAAUCGUCCCGAAAUUCCACCGCCUCAGCAUCAUCCAGCUCUGCUACUACGACAAACCGGGCUUCCCCUCACUCAACCUCCAACACGGCGGCGGCACCGGCGGCGGCGGCGUAGGAAGCCUCGGCGGGCUGGGAUCCAGGUACAACCUUGGCCCCUUUGACAAGAGCAGUAGCAUCUACCUCCCCAAACGCGCCGUCGACCCGAUCCUCCUCGACGCCAUCCGCUACAUCCGCUCCGCCGACCCCGGAUCGCAGACCGACUCCCGCCUCGCCUCAAAGGGCCCCGUCAUGUCCGAGGAGCAAAAACACAUCUGCGUCUCGCUCGACCGCUGGCACGCCGCCUUCCUCGCCUUUGUCGAGAACCCCCGCAAAGACGCCGACGGCGACCGUCCCCUGCCGAAGCAUCAGGGUCUCAUCUGCGCCGAGACGGAGAUGAAGUACCAGGCGGCCAAGAUCUGCAUCAGCGUCUGCCGGUCCCACGACGAGUCUGUGUACGACUGCUUCAAGGAGAAUUUCGCGCGCAUCGUCGUGCUCGCGCGGUUGAUCCUCGACAGCUGCCCGGACGUGCCACCCGAGACGCCGGACGAUUUCCAAUUCGAUUUUAAACCGAGUUUCCUCUCCCUUGUCGAGUUUGUGAUUGUUAAAUGCCGCUGGCUCGAUAUACGGUACCAGGCGUGGCUCAUUGCGUGGGAACUCGCCAUGGGAAGGCGGGAGCCCGUGACGCUGGGCGAGGGACAUGAGCUGCACUACAUCGGGAAGCGGAUGAUUGAGCGGGAACACAACGUCAGCAUCGAGGAGGUGACGAGGCAGAACGCCAGCCUGUUUUCGUUGCCGGCCGAGGAGAUGCGUGUCAAGGACUACCUUAGCGAUGCCCGGUUCGCGGAUUUGGUCCAGGCGGACGACAAACAGGAUAAAUCAUCGUCGGCAGCCGCGGUACAGGUCCCGUACACCCAACGUCUGCUGCUGCGCUGCGGCAGCUGUGAGUUGGAUCAGCUUGCCGGCUGGAUGGAGGGCUACGAGUUUUCGGGGAGGGAGCAGUGA